GAUUUGGGAGGCCGCGUCCGCCGGUUAAUGAAGCGGAUAAGUUUCGGCGCAGCUCGGCCGAAAGUCGCAUCAGCCGCAUUUUUUCCGAUCGAGUCAAUGUCGCUCGUUGAUCUCGACCAAUCCGUCCUCGUUGUCCCCUCUUUCACCCUCGAAUGUGGCACGGAGCUACGUGAUGUGCCAGUGGCGUACAAGACGUGGGGAAAACUGAAUGAGCGGCGGGACAACGUCAUGAUCAUCUGUCAUGCGUUUACGGGCAGCGCGGACGUCGAGGACUGGUGGGGCCCACUCAUGGGCCCGGGCCGGGCUUUUGACCCGCAGCGCUUCUUCAUCUUCUGCGCGAACGUGCUGGGAUCGCCGUAUGGCUCCGCCUCGCCGAUAACGACCAAUCCGGACACGGGCAAGCCCUAUGGCCCUGAGUUUCCGCCGACAACCGUGAGAGACGACGUCUGGCUUCACAAGCGCGUCCUGGAUCAUCUCGGUGUCAGCUCGGUCGCGGUGGCUAUCGGUGGAUCCAUGGGCGGCAUGGCUGUUCUCGAGUGGCCGCUGUGCACCCCAGAGGGAUUCAUCCGGCACAUUAUACCUAUAGCGACGUCGGCGAGGCAUUCUGCGUGGUGCAUCUCGUGGGGCGAGGCCCAGCGACAAAGCAUCUACAGCGACCCCGGCUACAAGGAUGGCUUCUACCUCAUCCAGCCCAUCUCCGGUCUCUCCGCCGCGCGCAUGAGUGCGCUGCUCACCUAUCGUUCCCGCGACUCAUUCGAGAGCCGCUUCGGGCGCAAAUGGCACCCGCCCAGCACCGCGGAGACCUCGACACCCCCAUUAUCCCCUCCACCCCGGGCUUCGACUGCGUCCCCUGCCGACUCCAUGGCGCGGCACAACGACGGGCACCUCAACGCGCAGCAGCGCGGCCGGGACGCCCCGGGCUCGCCUCCGCCGGUGUUCUCCGCGCAGUCGUAUCUGCGGUACCAGGGCUCGAAGUUCACCGCGCGCUUCGACGCGAACUGCUACAUCCACAUCACGCGCAAGCUCGACACGCACGACCUUGCGCGGGGGCGCACGACCGUCGACGACGAGGGCGCGCUUGCCCGGGUGCUCGGGACGCUUCCGCCGCGGGCGCUCGUGAUCAGCGUCUCGACAGACGGGCUGUUCACGCCCAACGAGCAGCGCGAGAUCGCGGCUCAUAUCCCGGGGGCGGAGCUUGUGGUGAUCGAGAGUCCGGAUGGCCAUGAUGGGUUCUUGCUUGAGUUUGCGCAGAUCAACAAGCACGUCUUGCGGUUCCUGACAAGAGAGUAUCCGGAGACGUAUGCCGACCCACCGCUUGCGGUUGACGAUGCUGCUUUUACCGUCAAGAAGACGAGCGUGUUCGGAGAGGCAGAAGCUGGUAUCGCUAAUUGGUGAUCUGUACUGCGUUGUACUUCGGAUAGUGAUGCUAGUAGUGAGAAUCACGACUCUUCAAAAUAGAGAAUCCUUCUGACUGGAA
Mycena citricolor is the source of this 1477-nucleotide messenger RNA. The record is from the annotation of a GenBank genome assembly. Lineage: Eukaryota; Fungi; Basidiomycota; Agaricomycetes; Agaricales; Mycenaceae.